Artibeus jamaicensis (Jamaican fruit-eating bat) is the source of this 903-nucleotide messenger RNA. It is a transcript of the gene PDX1, whose product is annotated as pancreatic and duodenal homeobox 1. Gene Ontology annotation, molecular function: RNA polymerase II cis-regulatory region sequence-specific DNA binding; DNA-binding transcription factor activity, RNA polymerase II-specific. The transcript has 2 exons. Gene Ontology annotation, biological process: regulation of transcription by RNA polymerase II; type B pancreatic cell differentiation. The coding region runs from base 55 to 903 and encodes 282 amino acids. Gene Ontology annotation, cellular component: nucleus. The record is from RefSeq and is a predicted model, not a curated record. NCBI's taxonomy places the organism in Eukaryota, Metazoa, Chordata, Mammalia, Chiroptera, Phyllostomidae.
CUCGAGUUACCGGCUCCGGCUUCCAGCUCCGGGUCCCCGAGCCCCGGUGGCAGCAUGAACGGCGAGGAGCAGUACUACGCGGCCACGCAGCUUUACAAGAGCCCGUGUGCGUUCCAGCGGGGCCCCGCGCCGGAGUUCAGCGCCAGCCCCCCCGCUUGCCUGUACAUGGGCCGCCAGCCCCCGCUGCCGCCGCCUCCGUUCCCCAGCACCCUGGGCGCGCUGGAGCAAGGCAGUCCGCCGGACAUCUCCCCGUACGAAGUGCCCCCGCUUGCCGAGGACCCCACGGCCGCACACCUCCACCACCACCUCCCUGCUCAACUCGCGCUGCCCCACCCGCCCGCUGGGCCUUUCCCGGACGCAGCCGAUCCAGGCGCCCUGGAGGAGCCCAGCCGCGUCCAGCUGCCUUUCCCGUGGAUGAAGUCUACCAAGGCUCACGCGUGGAAAGGCCAGUGGGCAGGCAGCGCCUAUUCGGCAGAACCCGAAGAGAACAAGCGCACGCGCACCGCCUACACCCGCGCGCAGCUCCUGGAACUGGAGAAGGAGUUCCUUUUCAACAAAUACAUCUCUCGGCCCCGCCGGGUGGAGCUGGCUGUCAUGCUGAACUUGACGGAGAGGCACAUCAAGAUCUGGUUCCAAAAUCGCCGCAUGAAGUGGAAAAAAGAGGAGGACAAGAAGCGCGGCUGCGGAACAGCCGCCGGGGGUGGCGGGGACGGGGAGCCGGAGCAGGACUGCGCGGUGACCUCGGGCGAGGAGCUGCUAGCGCUGCCGCCACCGCCGCCCCCCGGGGGAGCUGCGCCACCCGCUGUCCCCGUUACAGCUCGAGAAGGCCGACUGCCGCCAGGCCUUAGUGCGUCACCACAGCCCUCCAGUGUCGCGCCCCUGCGGCCCCAGGAACCCCGGUGA